UUGCGUCAAUGUCACAUUAUUUUAAUUAACAAUUCAAUUUCAAUUAUUUUGGUCAAAGUUAUUAUAACCUACUAAAAUGAGAGUAUUUAUGAAGCUAUUUCUUUUUAGACGACCGUAUACAGUUUGCUACAUAACAAAAGAUGUUUUCAUGUUACCGGAUGAACUGUUUUACAAGGAAAUUGGUCUAAAUAUCGGCGAUUGUUAUGAUGAUAUAGGAACACUAACAUUACGAAGAACAAAGAGGGUGAAAUUUACUAUCAAUGCUUUAUUCUUACAACCAUUUUUAAAAGAAUGUGUAAUUUUUGAUGCAUACAGAUAUAAUGUAAUAAAGAAUGUUUACCAGAAAAGUCAUAAUCAACUGAAUGAACCAAUAUUUUUAAAACUUAUUUUGGAACCGCCGGAUCAAGAAAUAAUUGAUUAUGAAUGGAACGACAGAAUGAACUAUUUGAUAUGGACUAGAGUUGAAAUAGAAAAUGCCUUUUCUUGGCUGUCAACGCUUGGAGGUGCCUAUUCAGCAUUGGGGGAUUAUUUUGAUCAUUGUGCAGAAGAAGCUGGAAGAAUAUCAUUAAGGCAAUACAAACUUUCAAGACUGUUGGGCGAUGAUGGACUUGCAGCACGAAGCAAAUUGUAUUCCUCAAUUGCAUAUGCUCAGAGAGGAAAGUUGAAACUUGCAAGAUAUAUAGUCAGAGAUAUAGCUGCAUUUGCGAGACAGACUCAUGAUAGAAGACUAAACCGUAUGUGCCAAGGUGUUUGGGCAAAGCUAAAAUAUUUGCGGACAUUAAAAUCAUCGAAGGUGAAAGAGGAAUGUAAUAAACCGGUUGUAAAUAUGGUUGGAAGAGGUGAUGAAAAAUUUGAAAUGACUAAAAUGGUGUGUGUAAAGUGAUUUUUGAUUGUUUUAUACUGUAUAGGUAAAAAAAUAUUUAAGUUAAUGUGCAAUAAAAAUAUUAAAAAA
This is a messenger RNA of Papilio xuthus (Asian swallowtail), 952 nucleotides long. RefSeq lists its product as uncharacterized. Lineage: Eukaryota; Metazoa; Arthropoda; Insecta; Lepidoptera; Papilionidae. The transcript has 3 exons. The record is from RefSeq and is a predicted model, not a curated record. The coding region runs from base 77 to 883 and encodes 268 amino acids.